Messenger RNA from Ochlerotatus camptorhynchus, 1242 nucleotides. Its product is annotated as activating signal cointegrator 1 complex subunit 2 homolog. The record is from RefSeq and is a predicted model, not a curated record. Bases 52 to 1155 code for a protein of 367 amino acids. NCBI's taxonomy places the organism in Eukaryota, Metazoa, Arthropoda, Insecta, Diptera, Culicidae. The transcript is spliced from 2 exons.
UUCUCUGGUGCUCUCAAUACGAAUACUAACGACCGAAGAUAAUUUGUGAAUAUGAAAGUUCUACUGCUGCUCUGCCUGGUUGCGACCAGCGCUCUGGUUCUGGCCAAACCUCUCGACACAUCCGAUUCCUUGGGAUAUGUCGAUGAGAACUCUCUCGCCACCGAAGUGGCUUCCGAUGACCAGAAUUCUGACUUGGUGAAGGAAUCCGACGUUGUAGCAGACGAACAACAGGACGAGGAAGUGGAUCAAGAUGCUGAGGAAAAUUCAGAUGAUUCGGAUGAUUCGGGCAGUGAUGGUGAAGAUGCAGAGGAAGAAGCUGAUGAUGCGGAUGAUUCGGAGAGUGAUGGUGAAGAUCAAGUUGCCGAGGAAGAAACUGAUGGCAGUGAAGACGAUGCGGGCCAGGCACCGGAAGUUGAUGACGCUCAAGAUGAGGCAUCCGAAGACGCGGAAGAGGAGGAUUCCCAGGAUUCCGAAAACGAACCUGAAAACCGUCCCCCACAGGACGCCCAGCCGCCACAGGAUUCAGAAGCAUCCGAUCCUGAACAACCAAAACAGGAAGAACGACCAUCACAAGAUCACCAAGAACAUGAAAAUGAAAACGAUGAUGUAGUGCCGCAGCCUCCCCAAAAAGAACAUGAACAACAACCAUGCAUUCUUCCUCCCCAUGGUAACCAAGAUCAGCCGCCACCGGCCCAUAACAGUGGCGAAGAUCAUGAACAACAGGAGAAUGGUGGCCAGUCACCAUCCGAAGAUGGUGAAAGCCAAGAUCAUCAUGACCAUUCCGAACCAGAGGACAACCAUCAUAAUAGUGACAAGGAACAUCAACAAGAUCCGACUGAAGAGCAGAACAAUCAUGACCAUCAUGACCACCACGGACCCCACCACGAUCACCACCACGGCCACCACAAUAAUAAUCAUGGAAAGCCAGGACAGCAAGGUCCACAGCAGGAACCUCAAGAUCAAGAACAACAGCAAGAAUCGCAAGAACAGCGUCCUCCACAGGAGCCUCAAAACCCUGGACAGGGAAAUCAAGGACAACGUCCCCCGCAAGACCCUCAAAAUCCCGGACAGGGAGAACAACUGCCAUCAUCUCCAGCUCCACAAAGCCGACCAGGUCCUAAAGUGGUCAACGUCAAUAUUCGCGUAAGUCAGUAAAGUUGGAUUUUUGCUAUGUAGCACGUGAAAAUGUGUACGGAAAAGCGUUUUGAAUAAACUGAAUGAUGAGCCUAAUCGGUCACAGAA